GCCGCCUUUUGCUCCUCCUCCUCCUCCUCCUCCGAGGCGAGCCUGUGCGGCGAGGGGUCGUGCGCUCCCGUGCGCUCUGCCUGCUGCGCCAUGCGCCCCGGGGCGCGCCGGAGGGGCUGGCCGGGGCUGUUGGCGCUGCUGCUGCUGCUGGAUCCGCUGGGGGCGAGCGGCGGCGGGGGCGAGCUGGCCUUGGCGGAGGAUGAUAACUGUAGAAAUGUGAAGGUGAUGGAUGUUAUGCAUACGUCGGAGCCGAACUGUUAUUGCUACGUUCCAAAUGGAGCUAUACAUUUGAAAAACACUUGGUCAAGUAUCCAGGUGAAAAUCAACAGCACGGGCCCGUUCAAAGUGGCGUUCAUCCCCGAAGAAAGCCGUUGCCAAAGCGCGGAGACGCUGUUUGCCUUUUUAAAGUGUCUCGUCCAAAACAUUUGGCAGUCGGGGACAUCCAAUGGAACUGCCUUCACUGUGGCCCAGUACGGAGAGCGGACCUGCUUCCGGGUCCAACCUGAGAGCAGAGAUCUUUACACCAUGGACAUUCAACAAACCAUGUUGGAUAAGAAACUUUUCCUCUUGUUUGUCACUGGGGGCCUCCUCUUCCAUUUUGCCCACCACCUAAGUAGAAGCGUCACGUUCUAUUAUUCUGCCGGAGUUGCGUUUGGCGUUCUCGUGACGUUGGUCUUCCUCCUGCUGAUGCUGAAAAGGUUUAUUCCUAAGCUCAGCACCUUCUGGAUUUUAAUGAGCGGUGGCUGGUUCUGUUCCCUCUAUUUAUUUUAUACUUUGAAAGAGGAUUUGAAACUACUCUGGCGUGAUCAUACACCCUACAUACUGGGAUACGUCCUGAUAGCCGGAUCCAUCAGCUUUGCCGUUUGCUACCAGCACGGACCACUUGGCAGUGAAAAAAGUAUGAACCUCUUGAUGCGGACGCUGCAGUUUGCAGGCUUAGUUUUAAUUUAUUUGGGCAUUGCUGCCCCUCAGGUUGCGUACGCAGCCAUUGCUGCCAUGCUGUGCUCAAAAAUCUUGCAUUAUCCGCUUGGAAUAAUCUGCAGCAUGGGCAGGAAAGCUCGCCGGCACUUCAGAGGAGAAAAGCCAGAGCUUCGUUAUCUGACCGAAGAUGAAUACCGAGAACAGGGUGAAUCGGAAACCCUCAAAGCUUUGGAGGAGCUGCGGGCCUUCUGCCAGAGCCCCAGUUUCCCCUCGUGGGUAGCCAUGGUCAAGCUGCAGUCUCCUCAGAAAUUUGCAAACUUUGUGCUGGGAUUUCCUCACGUGUCACCUGAAGAAACCAAGGCCCAUGACGAACAGUACAGCAUCGGAGGCCCUUUCUUAGAGGAGCAGCUUUUUACCUCAGAGACCGGGUCAGAACCAGACCCCCAAACUGAUCCCUUCCAGGAGGAAGAGGAGCGGGAACAAAUGCAACCACGAAACAGCUUGCCUGUCCGUAGCAGAGAAUUUCUUUGAGCCAUUCGAUCUAGAGAAGACGGGCGAAACGCGCAGUACAGAGUUGGGGAAUUCUUCUAGUCGGGCUGUGGAUGGCACCCAAGAUCUUGAAAGGACUCAUUCCUACACUGCAGGGCUCAAAGGUUGCUGUGGGAUUUGAGCAGGGCUGGAGCCUGGGGCACAUGGUUGUCCUGCGCCCCUGCCAUGCCCCCGCCCCGGAAUACCCCCCACCACACCCUGACCACGCCCCCGCACCUGUGCGCGCCCCGUGCAUCUCGCGCGCCCACGUCCCCUUGACGCUACGCCACUGGAUUUGAGGGAAACAUCUGUGAUCCCCAAAGGUGCCCUUCAACCAGCUGUUCUACAAAAUGAAGAUUUUUUAAAAACGCUGAACAGGAGACUGGCAGAGAAAAUUUGCCCCCAGUCUCCAAACUUUACCCAGGAUAUUGGGUACCCAGGAUAUUGGGUCUGAUCAGGGUGUGCCAGCAUUGCUCUUGAGCAGAGGAAACUGGCAGAGGUUAAGCACUACAAAGCUAUUUGUGUGAACACUUUUAAUUCUUCCGUGGUAGAUGUGAGGGUAAUUAACCCAGGAAAUAGUGCAGCACACCGGCUGGCUGGUAGUGAAAACGUCAACAAUUAUAGUCAAACAAAUAAUCUACUAUAGUCUCCAAACUCAGAUGUAUCUUAUUGACAUAAGUUCUUAAACUAUUCGUACAAUUUUACAUAGCAAUGUGCUGAGAUGCAUCACAAAUCCUAAACAUAAAGAGGUAUGGUUCAUAAGAAGCUGGAUUCCUUAUUCAGUGCUGUAUAUCUAAACCAGCAGAAAGCAAACCGCAAAAGUCCAUAACAGAGUGCGGUGCCAGCAAUAUCUUGCCCAAUGCAUGCAUCUCGGCACAUUGCUAUGUAAAAUUGUACUAAUAGUUUAAGAACUUAUGUCAAUAAGAUACAUCUGAGUUUUGAGACUAUAGUACAGUGGUGGCGAACCUAUGGCACGGGUGCCAGAGGUGGCACUCAGAGCCCUCUCUGUGG
Sphaerodactylus townsendi is the source of this 2460-nucleotide messenger RNA. RefSeq names its product nuclear envelope integral membrane protein 2 (gene NEMP2). NCBI's taxonomy places the organism in Eukaryota, Metazoa, Chordata, Lepidosauria, Squamata, Sphaerodactylidae. Gene Ontology annotation, cellular component: nuclear envelope. The coding region runs from base 91 to 1452 and encodes 453 amino acids. The record is from RefSeq and is a predicted model, not a curated record. The transcript is spliced from 9 exons.